Messenger RNA from Opisthorchis viverrini, 798 nucleotides. RefSeq lists its product as hypothetical. The record is from RefSeq and is a predicted model, not a curated record. The transcript has 5 exons. Bases 1 to 798 code for a protein of 265 amino acids. NCBI's taxonomy places the organism in Eukaryota, Metazoa, Platyhelminthes, Trematoda, Opisthorchiida, Opisthorchiidae.
AUGCCGAACGGGAGUGGCCGCGAGGUAUCAUCCGGUUUGGUUGGUGCACUAGUGUACAGUUUGUUCACAACGUGUUUGGUAUCGUUCAUUAAACUUCUCAUUUGGAAACUUCACCGGUUACUGGAUACCAAGGAACCUAUUGCCUUGGCAUCUACACCAGCUCUGGAGUCUUUCAGCGCAAAGAGCACUCCUAAUCCAGAUUCACGACGUCCAACUUUCCCUAGCACGUCCGAUUCGUUAAGUGACCACGACCGAGAAGCUUUUGAUCAGGAGCUCGAAGACCGAUGUCGGCGUGUCGGACAAGCCGGUCUGGAUAUGGCAGAUCUUGCCGACGCCCUUCAUAGAAACCAAUCUAUUGUUCCUCGUCAUCUACCGUCGUCAACAAAUCCUAGGUUUACGCCGGCGCAGGAAUUCGACCAACAGGCAAGUGGAGUAAUGACCACUUUAAAGUGGACGAAUCCGCUCCCUGCUACUGUUUCUGGGAUCCAAGCUAUUCCUAGCGGUCUGUCCGCGAACACUGAUGUGUCUGUUCCACCUCCAACCCAUGAACCAGUGGCUCAUCUUCCUCGGGACAAAGAGGACACUGAGGAAGGAAGUCCGGUAUUUAGCAGCACCAGCGUGCCCUUCCAGAUUGAAAGUAAUGUCCCGGUCACCUUGUGUCUGACACCACAGCUGAUCCACAAGCGGUAUGAGCUGUUAUCAAGGACAAACACUCUUCACGUUCCUCCUUCCGGUCAUCGUACUGCCCGUUUGCCCGUACAGCGCCAGUCCUCUCUGACCUCCGCCCUUCCAUGUUAG